Messenger RNA from Electrophorus electricus (electric eel), 3552 nucleotides. RefSeq names its product fignl1 interacting regulator of recombination and mitosis (gene firrm). The record is from RefSeq and is a predicted model, not a curated record. Lineage: Eukaryota; Metazoa; Chordata; Actinopteri; Gymnotiformes; Gymnotidae.
AACAUAGGAGGCAAAUUCAAAACUGAUCCGGUUUUAGCCACACUUUAAUAUACGUUACUUCAGCGUCUGUCCAAAAAGUAACUUUUUGACAUGUUUCACUCUUGAUGUAGCUGACUGGGGUUAGUCACGGCGCUCUUGAAAUGUCUCAGGCGGCCCUGCUGGAGGAGGUUGUCCGGUGGAGUCCGGAGACAUGUCAACAAGAACUUGGCGUGGUCCUGCCGAAAUUAGUCGCCAUGUACGUGAACACUGAGAGCCGGGAGGAGAACCUCAACGUUUUGCGAAUUAUCGUAGAUAUGUUUCUUCCUCAUCUCCCUCUGUCCAAAGUGGAAGAAUGUUUCUCCAGAGUCCUACCAAAGGUGGUGGUGACGUUUACCAGCCUUUUGGAAGAGAUCAGCAAGCUGAUUGGAGGCCUGGCUAGUCAGAACACAGAGCUGCGAGCCUUCCUCAGAAAUAUUCUGCAGAUGAUGGUGCAGACUUUGGAGAUUCUCUCUGCGUGCGUGCGUCAUGUGUGCUCCUGUGAGGAGCACGUCUCCCUUGACACCAUUCGCUCCUUGCCCCCUUCUGUUCUCCAUGUCCUGAAGGACACCUUCCAGCACUGUAAAGAGAGCGAGGUGGUGUACAGUGGGAAACUGUCACUUGUGGGAGACCUGCUGCAGACUCUGUUCAAAAAGGCAUAUUCCCUGCAGAAGCUCCUCAUGGAGGUGCUGGAGCAGUGCAGCCUGGAGAGCAGUGCCUCAGAAGAGGAGGUCGCCCAUAUCGUCACGGUGAUUCACAGUCUCCUGGACAUGUGCUCAGUCAUAUCCAGCCUGGACAUUGCCCUCCAUGCCAACACAUGGAAAUUCAUAAUCAAACAGAGCGUGAAGUACCAGUCUCUGGUGGAGGAGCGCUUACGGCACACUGACAUCGCUUCCUCUUUGUGCGAGGACCUGCUGGCAUCAGUGUGUAGCUCUGUGGAGUUGGCAGAGCAGGUUCAACCAUCAGGCGGGCAGGAAAUUGUGCACUGCCCAGAAUACAGGCUUUUUCAGAAGACCACCAAGAUGUGUAGGUUUUUCACCAACACACUAGUGCACUACAUAAAGGAGUUUAAACCAUUCCUGUCCCAGUCCUGUGGUCAUUUCUAUCAGCUUUACCUUCAGGUCCUCAGUAAGUUUCCUCCGUGUCUCUCGGUGCCGGCUCUGCCUCCUGCCUUGCGAGAGGAGCUGAGCGGCGCGGUGUUGGUCUCCAUGGAUGCCAUGCUGAGUCAGCUCCUGUCCCUCGUGCCCUUUGCUGAGUGUGUCCUGGCCCCGGCCGACGUGUGUAGUGCGCCACUCACUCUGCCCCGCUGCCUGCUGCUGUUGAACGUGCUGGGGAAGCUGUCCUCCCUACCAGAGGAGGCGCUGCGUCUCUGGUGUGACGCCAGUCAGCUCUCUGAGGAAACGCCCAGGCUCUCCGUGUUUGAGGCUACGUUUCUGAGCUUUCGCCAGUGCCGUGUGGAGCGGGCACUGCCCGUCUGGUUGCCGGCAGUGAUGCUGCACGGGCAGGCACAGGGCAAGGUCAGCCUGCACCAGCACGUGUGUGUGCACCUGUGCGCCUGCAUCGCAGCGCUGCCCGCUCAACACUUCCCCCUGCUGGAGCGGGCCCUGGUUGUCUCUCUACUACAGUCUGAUACCCAGACGGCGGUUUUGGCCUCAGAUGUCUGGUGCUUCCUGGCUCGAUAUGGCAUGGCUGAGCUGUGUUUUCACCAUGUCUUCCUCACUGCUCACCUGAUAAAGUCUUGUCACAAUGAGUGUUAUCAGCAGACCCACCUUGGCCUGCUUCUCAGACGCCUGCUCUUCCUCAUGUCUCCACACCACCAGAUGGAGUUUGUCGAGCGCUUCACACCAUCGCGGGCUGAGAAUCUGUGUGUGUGGCAUGCAGCUCUGCUGAGGAGUUUGUGCACGGAGGCACAUGUGCGUGUGGAGCGAGAAGUUCUCAACAGCGCCACCUCUGCACUGGACGCUUGGUGUGCUGCAGGCUACAAGCUGCACUCCAUGCAUACACUGAAUGAGACACUGGGCUGUGUGUUGGAGGUGGUCCGUCUGGAUUCUCUCCAUCCUGAGACUGAGGCUUCUACAUUGAAGAUGAUUCACAAGCUGUGGAGUCGUAUGACUGCUAGCCAGGUUCAGAUCCACCGUUCUCUCCAGCAGACACUGAGAGUGCUCCUGUCAGUCUCAGCCAUCUUGAUUAAAAACUUAGACACAGGUGCCAUCACUCAGGCAUUUUGUUGUCUGAGUGGACUGGAUCUACACAAAGUCCCUGAGGACGUGGUACUGGCUGCUCUGGAGUUCCUGGCCUCUGUGGGGAAAGUGUUCCUUCCCUCUGACAUCCGAGUGAGUUCCCAGGUGUUGCCCAGGAUCAGUGCUCUGUUCAGGGCUCUGCUGGCCCACCCAUACUGGCUGCUGCACCAGCACGCCCUGGAGGCCUUCGCCGCCUUCGCCGAGGUCACCAAUCACGAGGAGGUCAUCUCUCAAAGCCUGACGUCAGAGGAGACCAAAGAAAAAGUGGUGAAUUUCCUUAGCAAGAGCGUCCUGGGGCAGGAGAGUGAGGAGGCUCGUCUGGACAGGCUGAGGGCAGAGGUCACGCUGGCAGACCGGCACACUGACACACUGGAGAGAGGACCACACACACCUGUAGCAGAGGAGGUGCGAUGGGAACACACACCUGUAGCAGAGGAGCCUCUCCCAAAGCGAGCGCGCCAGGAACCCAGCCGUGAGGAGGACUAUGAGCGCCACCUGCAGGCGGCAGAAAGUGCACUACGAGCAACAGUGACACCCAGCCCUGGUUCCCCUCCCCCUCCGUGGGUGACGGCCAGACUACAGACCCUGCAGACACUCAUCACCCACAUUAUCAGUGGCACGGCCCACGACUCCUGAGGGUCACCAAGACCACAUCACCGGAUAGUCAUGUUUCUGUAAUGAUACAGGACUACUGUCCUGUCCUAGACAAAGUAUCAGGACAGAAUCCACUUUCUCUUUUGUAAAUUAGACUUUUAGUUUUUAUAUUAAAAUUUGUUAGAGGAUUAAUGUAUGAAAUGCAUUCUUUGCUUAAAAUUGAAUUGUAAUUGUAAGAUGCAUAGGUCGUAGGGGUAGUUGUUAAUGACUUGGACACACAAAAGUACCAUAAACCACUUUAUUCCAUCAGCAGCUGUCAAUACAAAUAAUCAUUUUCUUUCACGCUCACGCACACACAGCCCCACCCCAAAAUCAAAUAAAUGUGUAUAAACAAUAUAUUAUAGAUCUAUUUUUAAUAUUCGUAUUGCCUUACUCUGAAGGCUUGUAAAACAUGGAGGAGGUGCACGGCCCAAAAAAUAUUUAUGGAAACUUCACAACUCCUGUGAAAUUCCCCUUCAUGUUCCGAGCUAUGUUUGGCAAACAAUCUUCCUACAUGGUUUACAUGGCGCAGGGCAGCCAACAGAUGCUUUCAGUCUGGGUAGUAGUGCCAGAAACUCUGCCAAAAUGAGAUAUCCUUAAUGCCUCUCCCUUAGAAUGCCAAACACCUGCUUCUUAAAUGACACAUUCCAGAUUUCUAUGGCUA